Molecule: messenger RNA, 1128 nt
Organism: Trypanosoma theileri
Lineage: Eukaryota; Euglenozoa; Kinetoplastea; Trypanosomatida; Trypanosomatidae
Product: hemagluttinin family protein
Exons: 1
Source: RefSeq, a predicted model, not a curated record
AUGUGUGUGCAACUUAAGGGAACGUAUGAACGGGCCGCCUCUGUACAAACAACGCCACUAAACGUUCAGAAUCCAUCACCCACUUCGUAUAGUACACCAGAAAUUAUAGGCCUCGGUGCUACCUUCACCAUGACUUUUCGUGCUAUUGAUCCUAUAUUUGGCGACACUGUGAUAAAUGGUAACAGGGCUCGAAUAUUUGUGGCAGAGAAUGAUGUGAUAACAGGAGGAAAAGCACCAGAUUGUGUAAAUGGUAAGGCCCCUCCAGGUGGUGGUACCACCACCUUUGAUACCUUUACUGCACAAUCCCCCACAGCUGCUACUGUUCAACCGACCAUAAUGACAAAAGGAUACUUUUACGUCUGUUUUAAGGCGUAUGAUCAGUUAUCAUUCUUUCUUGUACCAAAUGCAGGAGGUGGUUAUGUCUUUUCUGUUGGUCUAACUGGUGCACAAAGCUAUACAGUGGCACCUUCUCCCACUUACAUGGGACAGCAAGUUAACAUUGCCAUUGUGGGUAACUUGUUAAGCAAUGCUGAUCAUGUCAAGAUUGUGGAUGUGAGUAGUAUGCCUUCUGGGACACCAAGCUAUGGGGCCAACUGUACUGCAGAGGCCAAAAAUGCGGACGCGGAAUCCACGAGCGGAGGAACGGGAAGUGUAGUGAAUGCUAUUAGCCCUGUAGAGGCAUUGUAUGUACCUCGUGUAAACAAUACAGGUCGAUUCAUUCUUUGUUAUCAAAGUGCUCGGCUUGCAAAUGUGUGGAAGUGGGUGUCGGAUCUUCCUUAUUUUACUGUUGACCCACCUCACCCUACUGCUUAUUUACAAGUACCCACUCCUUCCUAUGCAACAGAGAUUGAUCGCUUACUGGUAAUAGAUAGCCCAAAUACUGCAUUACUUGGCCCUAAUGAUAAUAUUAAACUCGUAGAUCGUGGUACUGGGAAUGCUGGUUUUGAUUGUACAACGGCAGCUGUCAACAGUAAAAGUAUUGGGGCACUCGUGAGGCUUGGGGAUGUAAGUAAUACCACAAAUGCUGUAUAUCAGGUAUGUGCCAAUACACAAGCACGUCUAACCAUUUGUUAUUCCCUUGAGAAAGGUGCAUGGGCAGAAGUUCCAUUCCAGACAUUGGCAUCUUCC